GGAGUGUGUGUGUGGGAGAGAGAGAGAGAGAGAGAGAGAGAGAGAGAGAGAGGAUGGUGGAAGAAGAGAGUAAGGAAAAUGGGAAGAUCCAAAAGGAGAGUAAGAGUGGGAGCCCAAAGAAAAGGCAUGCAUGUGGGAAGUGCACCAGGAAGUGCUUAAAAAUUCAUGGGAAGUGCACUUCUCUGGUGCUUCCUCCUCCUCCUCCUCCCACCCCUUCCUCACUAUCUUUCUUUAAGAUCAUGGUUGGUGAUUUCUCUGAGCUUUUGUAUGUACCGCCCAUGUUCGCAAAAGCAAUAGGAGACUUGGCUGAUCAGAACGUUUACCUGCAAGAUUCAUACGGAUACCGUUGGCGCGUAAAAACAUGUUCGAUGAACGGUGCAUUGGCUUUUGGACAUGGCUGGCGGAAUUUCGCAUUGGAUCACGCCAUCAAGUUUGGUGAAUUGUUGGUAUUCAAGCAGAUUAGCAAGCACGGCUUUUCUGUGCAGAUUUUCGCCACAACCGCCCGCGAGAGGCUGCACCUGUGUGAGAGGAAUAAAAGAAGUAAUAAGAGGAAAAGGCGGAGAAAAAAAGAACCUGCCAAUAAUUUGUGCUUGAAUGACAUUCAAAAUAAUUCAGAUGCCUCUGAGAAGAGGCUCUGCAUUCUUGAUAAAGAUUCACCGAAAGAUGAAAAAAUAAUUGAUGCGACCAACGUAAUGGAUGUAAAAAGUUUAGAGGUCGCUGAGAAAGAUUGCUCUCAAUAUAUUGGGGAACUUGGUGGGUUCCAGAACAUGCCGGAGGUCGAAAGUCUUAGUUACUGGAAAGAGAAUAAUGUGAAAAGUGAUCAUUCAAUCGAAACAAAUUUCGCCAUUGAGGGGGAUUCAGCUGCUGCCUUAGUGUGGUCAGAGGACAUGGUUGAUUUGAAUUCAUCUUUUAACCAGGAAUUAAUAAUGGAUCCUCCGAUCGACGCAAUGCCUUCCGAAACUUCACAAACCUUGUGUUAUUCUCACGACACGGAGAAGUUAGAGGCGACCGAAGAAAUGUCACGUAGAUCUCCAUCUACAUUAGUCGUAGAAUGCGAAGAAACAAGAAAUGAGAAUCAGAAUGAGUCGAAUUUGGCGAUAAUUGCCUGUCCUCUUACCGAUGAAUCCUUGCCUACCAUGGACUGCUCAAAAGGAGAUGAAGAAGAAAACGAUGUUGAGAUAAAAGAGGGUGAACAAUCAAACGAGAGAAUAAACUCGCCAGAUCCGGAAGUUGGUGAACAAUCAAACGAGAGAAUAAACUCGCCUGAUCCGGAAGUUGGGGAACAAUCAGACGAGAGAAUAAACUCGCCUGAUCCGGACGAGAGAAUAAACUCGCCUGAUCUGGAAGUCGGUGAACAAUCAAACGAGAGAGCAAACUCGCCUGAUCUGGAAGUUGGUGAACAAACAAAUGAGAGAAUAAACUCGCCUGAUCUGGAAGUCGGUGAACAAUCAAACGAGAGAGUAAACUCGCCUGAUCUGGAAGUUGGUGAACAAACAAAUGAGAGAAUAAACUCGCCUGAUCUGGAAGUUGGUGAACAAACAAAUGAGAGAAUAAACUCGCCUGAUCUGGAAGUUGGUGAACAAUCAAAUGAGAGAAUAAACUCGCCUGAUCCGGAAGUUGCUUGCGGCGAACUGGAUGUGGAAAACUCAACUGAAAAUGUUAGCGGUGCACCUCAAAUUUCAGAUGCUGUUAGUGAUCAGAAAGACGAGGGAGAUUUGGUUUGCUCGCAUGACGUUGCCAGUGAAGUUGUGAUGCAGGAUAUGACAUGUUUGGGUCAAGACCAAGAGUCAAAUGGUAAAAUAGGGGAGAGUGGAAAUGCUCCGACUUCGACCACUAAUGGCAAGGAUGAGAUUGUUUGUUUCUCUCGGAAGGUAACCAGAAAGAGAAGAAACAAGGACUCACUUCAUAAAAACGGUGGUGAUUUGCCGUUCAAUGCGAGCACAUUAGAUGGCGCUGAUACCGAAAAAGAAACUCCAAAGUCAUCAUGCGAAGAUACUCUUUACGGAAGUAAAACGGAAGAGAAUCAUGGUCCCGGAAGUCCCCCAAUGCUUCUUUGCAAUAAGGAAGAGGAUCAGUCGCUUGGUGCUAAAAUCAUCGCCGAUGAUGUCAUGAUAGAUAAUUCUCACCAGUCUGAAAUUCCAUUACAAGCUGUCAAAAUUGAAAGCGAGGAUCCAAUUGAUGCUGAGCCACUAAACAACGGAAAUUUCGGCGUAUCGAUAUCCGUAACUGCUCAAUCUUGGCUCGAAUUACCGAAGAGAUUGCCAUCUAGUCUGGGAAAGAUGAAAACCGGGAGGAAGGUUGUCGUACUUCGGGACCCAUGCAUGAGACUGUGGCCUGUUCUUUACCACGAGAGCGCGCGGUUUGUUGGCUUUAUCGGCGGUUGGGAUGAUUUCACCGCGGCAAACCACCUCCAACACGGGGACGACUGUGUGUUCGAACUUUCCGGUGCAUCGGAAACAGUUCUUCAAGUGCGAAUCUCCAAAUAAAUAGGAG
This is a messenger RNA of Ananas comosus (pineapple), 2493 nucleotides long. Its product is annotated as B3 domain-containing protein Os01g0905400-like. The transcript is spliced from 7 exons. Lineage: Eukaryota; Viridiplantae; Streptophyta; Magnoliopsida; Poales; Bromeliaceae. The record is from RefSeq and is a predicted model, not a curated record. The coding region runs from base 54 to 2486 and encodes 810 amino acids. Gene Ontology annotation, molecular function: DNA binding.